Messenger RNA from Urocitellus parryii (Arctic ground squirrel), 814 nucleotides. RefSeq names its product CDC28 protein kinase regulatory subunit 1B (gene Cks1b). The record is from RefSeq and is a predicted model, not a curated record. NCBI's taxonomy places the organism in Eukaryota, Metazoa, Chordata, Mammalia, Rodentia, Sciuridae. Gene Ontology annotation, molecular function: cyclin-dependent protein serine/threonine kinase regulator activity.
GGCGGUGUGUUUGAAAGCGAGGCCAAAGAGGGUGGGAGCGUGUGCUGCUGGGAGUUGUUUAGAGGUUGGCGGCGCGGUGUUGGAGGCCCGCAGGCACAGCGAUCAUGUCGCACAAACAAAUUUACUAUUCGGACAAAUACGACGACGAGGAAUUCGAGUACCGGCAUGUCAUGUUGCCCAAGGACAUAGCCAAACUGGUCCCUAAAACCCAUUUGAUGUCUGAAUCUGAAUGGAGGAAUCUUGGAGUUCAGCAGAGUCAGGGAUGGGUUCAUUAUAUGAUCCAUGAACCAGAACCUCACAUCUUGCUGUUCCGUCGGCCACUACCCAAGAAGCCAAAGAAAUGAAGCUGGCGAGCCACUUUGCAGCCUUGAGCUUUACCCAGCUGUCCUUACUUUCUGACAUCUUUCUGAUAAUGUGAUUAUGUUGCCUUCUUGUUUUCCACUUUGAUAUUUAAAGGAUAUUCAAUCCACUGUUUGAAUGUGCUGGUGACUGCUUUGCUUGUGGAAUAGAGCCACUGCUGCCCUGCCAGAUGAGUGCUCUGUGGACCACAGCCUUAGCUGGGUGUGUCCCCAGAAGCCACAGUGUGCUCUGUAUCCAGCAGAACACACUUGGCAGAUGGAGGGAGCAUCUAAGAAUCAGACCAUGGCUGUUACAGGGAUUGUGUGAACUUGCCGUUUUAGUUUUUUCCUGCUGGGUGUUGUAUGURUGGUGACUUAUGGAUUUAUGUUUCAAUGUAUUGGAAAUUUUCCAUUUUAUUUGAGAAAUCUGUUCAAUGUUAAAAACCUUGAUUAAAGAGGAAGUUUUUAUAAUCUAA